Parathielavia appendiculata is the source of this 1074-nucleotide messenger RNA. RefSeq lists its product as uncharacterized. Bases 1 to 1074 code for a protein of 357 amino acids. Lineage: Eukaryota; Fungi; Ascomycota; Sordariomycetes; Sordariales; Chaetomiaceae. The record is from RefSeq and is a predicted model, not a curated record. The transcript is spliced from 3 exons.
AUGCCGAUUUCUUCAACCAGGUGUGGCCUCCUCACUACGCCGCCGCUGGGCAUCGACCUCAGUGACCGAAAUCGCAAGGAGAUAUACCUCCACACCGACCGUGUCAUCGAGAAAGUCGGCAACCGAUAUAUCCUGAAGACCACCGGCAACACGCUCUCGCCCAACCGGCGACAUCACAACAUCCUCGAGGGCCGCGUCCCGGGUUACACUCUGGCUGACUGCUGGCAAGAGCUCUCAUUAGGAGCCAAGCUCGACAUCGCUCAGGAGAUUGUCAACUAUAUGCUGCAGCUCUCGCGCUUCACCAACUGGCGCAUGGAGACCGUGUCGGGCAAGCGCCUCCCCAACAACUGCUUCAACCCGCGGCCCCGGGACUCGCGCGGCUACCUGUCCGGGCGCUGGUCCACGGACGACGACAUCUUCAACAACGAGUUUUACCCCUCCCUUCGUCGUGCCGGUCUGAGCCGCGAGACGAUCCGCAGGAUUCGCCGGACCAUGGCCCCCUGCUGGGGGCAGAUGGUGCUCACGCACUGUGACCUGUUCGUGGGGAACGUCAUGGUGGAUCCGAAGCGCGGCGUCAUCACGGGAAUUAUCGACUGGAAGAGCGGCGGGUACUGGCCGGAGUGGUUCCAGUACGCGCGCAUUACGCACGGGUGCAGCAAGGACGACGGCGAGUGGAAGUGGAUGCUGAGUAGGGCGUCGCGAGACUACAUUAGGCACGCCGAGCACGGCCGGGUGUGGUGGGGCAUGGUGCAGACUUUUCUUUACGAGCCCGACAGUGCGGAGGCGAUGGUUUGGUUGGGCCUGCUUUUGGGUUAUCUCAACGGGCGGGUGAGCAGGGCGACGCUGGAGAGGUAUCAGGGCAUUGGUGAGCAUCUCAGGGAGCAGACUCAACAGAGGAACCGGGACAUGGCAAGGAUGCUCAGUAAUAGGGGAGGGAGGGGCGUGGAAGGGUACUACAGCACUGUCCUUGGAUAUGGAACGUUCGAGCAGAGAAGGGACACUCACCAACAAAGACACAAGCUGGACCUGUCAAAGCAGUUGCGGCAGUUCCAGUCUCAUGAAGCAGGCUCCUGA